AUGCAUUUCCCGACAUUGCUGACGGCAUCGCUGGCGGCUGGCGCGCUUGCGCAGUCCGUGUCGGUCUCCAACCCGCACAAGAGAGCGAAGAAGGUGGUCAAGCGAGCUCCCUUGCAGCGUGAUGCCUUGCCUCUGGCGAAGCGACAAUCGCCAAGCUACUUGACGCCUCAGACCGAGCCAUUCGAGGUCAACGGCACCGGUAUCCCCGAAGUCAACUUCGACAUUGGCGAGUCGUACGCCGGCACGCUGUCCAUCGACGGCAAUGCCACCAACGAGAACCAACUGUUCUUCUGGUUCUUUCCCUCCGACAACCCGGCCGCCUCGGACGAAAUCACCAUCUGGUUGAAUGGCGGUCCCGGAUGCAGCUCGCUGGAUGGCCUCCUCCAGGAACACGGCCCCUUCCUCUGGCAGAGCGGGACCUACGCCCCGCAACGCAAUCAGUUCUCCUUCACCAACCUGACCAAUAUGGUAUAUAUCGACCAGCCCAUCGGUACAGGCUUCUCCCCGGCUGCAGCCGGCGCGCCUGGGAAGAUCAGGAACGAAACCGACGUGGCUCGACAAUUCGCGGGCUUCUGGAAGAACUUUAUGACGACCUUCAACAUGACUGGCCGCAAGGUCUACCUGACCGGCGAAUCGUACGCGGGCAUGUACAUCCCGUACAUUGCGAGCUAUUUCAUCGACCAGAACAACACCGACUAUUACAACGUCGCCGGCAUCCAGAUCAACGACCCGAGUAUCGGGCUCGACUCGGUCCUGACUGAGGUUCCUGCCGUGACGCACCUGAACAACUACGCCAAUGUGUUUGGACUCAACCAGACGUUCAUGACCGCGAUCAACAAGCGGGCCCACGACUGUGGAUUUCCUCAGUACAUGAACAACGCAUUGACCUUCCCUCCCAAGGGCAAGUUCAAGGAACCCGUCAACGCCACCAACGAGAACUGCUACAUCUGGGAAGACAUCAUCGCCGCGGCCAUCUACGUCAACCCGUGCUUCAACUUCUACCAUCUGACUGACUUCUGCCCCUUCCCCAACGACGAAUUAGGGUUCCCCUCCGAAGGCGACGGCCCCAACAACUACUUCAACCGCACCGACGUGCAACAGGCCAUUCACGCCCCUCCCACCUCCUACGCCAUCUGCGGCGACCCGACGCUCUUCCCCAAAGGCGACCCGUCGGCGCCCUCGUCCUUCACCGUUUUACCACAUGUCAUCGAACACACCAACAACGUCAUCGUGGGUUCCGGCCUGCUCGACUAUCUGUUACUGACCAACGGCACGCUCAUGACCCUCAACAACAUGACCUGGAACGGCAAGCAAGGGUUCCAGACCAAACCGUCGGGCCAGUUCUUCGUGCCGUACAACCCGACGAUCGGGUACGCAUUUUAUGAGACCUUCACGCAGGCCCAGAUCCCCGAACUGCCUGUGGGGUUGGUCGCUGGCGGAGGCAUCCUGGGCACGACGCACACGGAGCGCGGCCUCACGUGGGUGACCGUCGAUUUGGCCGGGCAUGAGAUCCCCCAGUACGUGCCCGGCGCCAGUUAUCGGCAGUUGGAGCUGUUGUUGGGGCGGAUCAAGAGCCUCACGCAGAUCGAUCCGCACUUCACGACGCAGAGCGGGAAUUACUCUGGGAGUACGCCUUUGUAG
Messenger RNA from Cladophialophora yegresii CBS 114405, 1641 nucleotides. RefSeq names its product carboxypeptidase. The coding region runs from base 1 to 1641 and encodes 546 amino acids. Gene Ontology annotation, biological process: proteolysis. NCBI's taxonomy places the organism in Eukaryota, Fungi, Ascomycota, Eurotiomycetes, Chaetothyriales, Herpotrichiellaceae. Gene Ontology annotation, molecular function: serine-type carboxypeptidase activity. The transcript has 5 exons. The record is from RefSeq and is a predicted model, not a curated record.